AUGGAAUUCCUCGAGGCUAAGAAGGCCGUCCUCCGGCUGAUUCACUCGACUGCUCCGGCCCACCUCCCCGCGUUGCUCCAAUGGAUGCGCACUAGCAGAGACUUUGAUGAUUUUACUCAAGAUAAUACUGAUGUUAUGUUGAAAAGCAUAGCAGAAGACCUUCGGAAUUGCUUGCCUCUAGACACCAUGCUUUCCUCAGAACAUCUAGCCCUCCAAAAAAUACAGCAGCAGCCAGAACCUACAAUUCACGUCGAUGCAUUCCUUUAUGAUGAAGACUUUAUUGAUUCAUUAUGUGAGGAAGGAAAAAUGAGCAGAAACUACUGUAAGAUGUGUGGCUCUCACCAGACAGCUCCUUUAGGAUUUAUUUCACAUUCCUUCUCUCUCAUGGAAUUGAAGUUUAUUUAUCAUCAUGUACUCCCUGAUCUGUCCGGAAAGGUCUUGGUUGACGUUGGCUCCAGGCUUGGCACAGUACUUUAUGGGGGUUAUCUUUACAGUUCAGCAUUACAACUAUAUGGAGUAGAAUUGAAUGGAGAGUUUUGCCAUUUACAGGAAAUGAUUAUAAAAAAAUACCACUUUGCUGACAGAUUAAAGGUGAUUCAUGCAGACAUCUGUACCCAGGGUUUACUUCUACAGAAUGCUGAUAUUAUUAUAAUGAAUAAUGUCUUUGAAUAUUUUCUUGAUGAUGUAGAACAAGCAAGAGCCUGGGAAUACAUCAACCAAAAUGUAAGGAAAAAAGGAUCUCUAUUAGUGACAGUACCAAGCCUUCAAGAUUCUCUAUCAGCUCUUCAGAUUAAUAUACCAUUAUCUUCCUGGGUUGAAGAGGUGCCUCUGAACUAUGAUGUAUACCCUGAUAAUGAUAUUGACAGGGAAGCUCUUGAACAAAUACAUUUAUAUAAGGUUCUCUAGCACUAAAAUAAUCCUCAUUGUAAUUGUUUUGUUGAGAAUAUUGAAAAUAACAAAAGAAACAUAAUCCUAACACCUUACAUGUAUUUUUUCUGUAUAUUACUAUGUAGUCUUUGUAAUAAGCUCAGAUUUUGUAAAUUAUUAUUUGUAUGUGUUAUGUAUGCCAGAAAGUUGUGUGUGUUCUCCUUGAGAACAGAGUUGGGUGACUGGAGUGGGUAUAGGAUUUAUCUUGAGAACAGAACUAGGUGACCCAAAAGCCAAGUGUGUGUCUUUAGUUAGUAAACACUAUGUACCCAGUCUAGAUAUGAUCAAAGUCAGACCAGCUGUAUCUGUUUCUGUUACAAAGAAGAUGUAGGGAAGAUAAGUUGCUUCACAGUUCCUUUAUUAGCUCUUUUAAUCUAUGAGUCCCUUUAUUUAAAAAGCCUUAGCAUAAGGACUGAAAAAAAUGCUGCUAUUGACAGGAAAAAAAAAAAAAAGAAAAGAAAAAAAACUAGAAAGCUUCUAAAAUAAAGAUCAAGAUUUUU
Messenger RNA from Suncus etruscus (white-toothed pygmy shrew), 1427 nucleotides. RefSeq lists its product as uncharacterized. The record is from RefSeq and is a predicted model, not a curated record. Bases 1 to 906 code for a protein of 301 amino acids. Gene Ontology annotation, molecular function: S-adenosylmethionine-dependent methyltransferase activity. NCBI's taxonomy places the organism in Eukaryota, Metazoa, Chordata, Mammalia, Eulipotyphla, Soricidae. The transcript is spliced from 8 exons.